Aspergillus fijiensis CBS 313.89 is the source of this 924-nucleotide messenger RNA. Its product is annotated as phytanoyl-CoA dioxygenase family protein. The transcript is spliced from 3 exons. The record is from RefSeq and is a predicted model, not a curated record. The coding region runs from base 1 to 924 and encodes 307 amino acids. NCBI's taxonomy places the organism in Eukaryota, Fungi, Ascomycota, Eurotiomycetes, Eurotiales, Aspergillaceae.
AUGGAACCACCAAGCAGCAAGGGCGUACAAUGCGUCCCCAAAGACACGCCCCUCCUCGAGAUCCUCGCCCACAUGAAGCGCGACGGCGGGGUGAUCAUCAAGGACCUGAUCGCCGAAGAAGACAUCGACCGCACCUACGAGGAAGUCAAAGAACGGCUCGCCCAAGACCCGGAGUGGGAUGGGGUGUUCUUCCCAAAGGAAACGAAGCGCGCCAACUCCAUGAUCGCCAUCAGCCCGACCUACACCAAGACCCAGCUCAUGAACCCCAUCUACCAAGCCAUCUGCACCCACUUCCUGACGACCCGCCACUGGUUCUGGUGGGGCGAGCAGCGCAAGGAGUCCAUCUCCAAGCCCUAUGUCUCCACCUGCACGGCCAUGGAGAUCGGGCCCGGGGCCCAAGCCCAGCCGCUGCACCGGGACUCCUUCGUCAACCACACGUGGCUCCCCGAGAUCGCGGAGUGGGACGACGAGCGCGACCGCCACCGCGAGACGGAGAUCGGGAUGAUGGUGGCCGGGUGCAGGGUGACCAGGGAGAACGGCGGGACGGCGUUCAUCCCGGGGAGUCAUUUGUGGGCCACCGACCGCCCAACCCCGCCGCUCGUCCGCGACACCGUCUCCGUCGAGAUGGACAAGGGCGACGCCUUCGUCCAAUUCGCCUCCACCUACCACGGUGGCGGCUGCAACACCACCGCCGACCAGAAACGCCUGUGCUAUGCCACCUUCAUGGUGCGCGGGUAUCUGCGCCAGGAGGAGAACCAGUUCCUGGCCGUGCCGAGGGAAGUCGCCCGCCGGUACGACCGCCCCGUCCAGGAGAUCAUCGGGUACUCCCUGAGUGACCCGGCGUGUGGGCAUGUGGAGCAGCUGGAUCCGAUCUAUGUGCUGCGGCCGGAGUUGUUGGGGGAGGGGAGGCCGAGGGAUUGGUGA